This is a messenger RNA of Glarea lozoyensis ATCC 20868, 489 nucleotides long. RefSeq lists its product as uncharacterized. Lineage: Eukaryota; Fungi; Ascomycota; Leotiomycetes; Helotiales; Helotiaceae. The transcript has a single exon. Bases 1 to 489 code for a protein of 162 amino acids. The record is from RefSeq and is a predicted model, not a curated record.
AUGGCCAGCUGGAAUGGAACCUGCGCGAAUACUACCGCCCUUACGAUCGCUCAACCUCCAUUUCUGAUCGAUACCUACCAUGGUCGCGCAUGCGUUGUGUCUUCGAACCUGACAACAUCACCAACAACGCCGAUUUCCAUUUUGUCUGCCGACUCUUCUUCUGGAGGAUCCUCCAUUUUCCAGACGUGCUGCGGCAUCGAUUCAGCGGUUUCUUCAUUUGUGGAAAAGACUCGAGAUGGUCAAAAUUGUGGAUUUACCUAUUGCAACGUUCCCGACGAGGCUGCCGCGAAAGGCUUCAUGGCUUGUCUCAAUGCCACCGCGACUGGAGUGCGAGCGGAGUGCUUCUUGAGUACUGCAAUGGCACCGGAUGAACCUUCGACAGCUCACCAUAGCGGUUCCAGUGGGAGGAGGAUCGAUAGAUUAUUGAUGGUUUCAAUGGGAGUGCUCGCCAUAUUGGCACUUGGAAUUGGCGGGUCGGCAUUGGAAUAA